GCUCACUCGAGUGCUCCAUUACUUUAAUGCUAGACGGAAUUUAGUAGUCAGUUAAUCAUUGUAUAUAUUGUUCGAUUCGUCAAAUUCAAAAAUGGGAAGAACCUUAACAUACCCCAAGCGGCCCUCGAACACGGUCAACCGCUACAAACAUCGAGCAACUUAUGACCUGGGCGCCAUUCAUGAAAUCAUCAACUCCACCCAAGUUCUUCAUGUAUCCUUCAGCCCCGGACCGUCGGAGCCCUUCCCUGCAAUCCUGCCUAUGAUCGGACAAAUGGGAUCAUUUGACUACCCUUCAGCCAGCAUCGACGAGCCCCUUGACUGUUAUCUUCAUGGCUAUGUCAGCUCCCGCAUCAUGAACCUGGCUCGAGAUGCCGAAGGAGAAGGACUACCUAUCUGCGUGGCUGCUAGCAAGGUCGACGGGUUGAUCUUGUCUCUGACACCGAACUCCCAUAGCUACAACUAUCGAUCUGCGAUCCUCCAGGGCUAUGCUAAGUUAGUCACUGACGAAGCCGAGAAACUCUACGCCAUGGAGCUGAUCACCAACUCGGUACUCUCAGAUCGUUGGGCGCAUACGCGUGUUCCACCAGACCGUGCUGAGAUGUCCUCGACCGUUAUCCUUAGAGUCAAAAUCAUGAGCGGAAGUGGUAAGAUUCGAGAUGGCAGCGUCUCGGAUGAGAAGAAAGAUACAGGCAGUGAAGAGAUCACGAAUCGAGUUUGGACUGGUGUUGUCCCUGUUUGGGAGACAUUUGGCGAGCCUAUACCCAGCACCGGGAACAAGGUUGCUGAAGUACCAAGCUAUGUGAAGUCAUUUGUUGCUGCGAAGAACGAUGGAAAUCGUGCUUAUGCGGAGAAGGCUGUGGGGAUUGAGCUGCCACAAGAGGAGCAACAUUGAUUGUUGACAGUGAUAAUGUGUGGGUGAUAUACUCAUAAUUCUCUGGCAUCUCUGCCUCAUAUAGUUCACUUCUGCUGUUCUAUUGUGGGGAGAAAGUAUAAAUUGCCCAGCAUUGGACCCUGCGGGGUAUUGUAGCUUUGCUGCUGUGUACCUCUGAUCUGCACAACGCAGGGAUGGUACUAAUAUACAUAAAC
Messenger RNA from Aspergillus costaricaensis CBS 115574, 1086 nucleotides. Its product is annotated as pyridoxamine 5'-phosphate oxidase family protein. The transcript has 2 exons. Bases 92 to 892 code for a protein of 266 amino acids. Lineage: Eukaryota; Fungi; Ascomycota; Eurotiomycetes; Eurotiales; Aspergillaceae. The record is from RefSeq and is a predicted model, not a curated record.